UCAGCUGCCCUUACAAACUCAACAAGUAGACGUUUGCAUCAGCCUUCGUCAGUUGUGGACGUCUUGCUCUCUCCUGAGUAUGUGACAAAUUUCCCCCGCUCUCUAUGGGACGCUUGUCCUCAUCUACUUUGCCCGCCGGGCACAUUUGCAGGAGGAGCUCUUAUCAUCGGCUUAUUUGUAGUCAGCUCCAUUUUUCCUGUCUACGGAUAAUUUUUUAAUGGGAAGCCGGAUACUGAACUUAGAGAGAACUGGACUACACUGUGCAUCACGACAUGGACAGUUUAAGAUUGCAGAGUUUUUGUUGAAACACAACGCAAGCACGUCUGCCACUGACAAAGAUGGGGCAACACCUCUCCAACUGGCAGAAUGGAAGAAUUAUGUUGACAUUAUUACAUUGUUGAAAGAUCACAAAUAUAACACCAGCUUAAUUAAUGGUUGUAAAAUUAUGAGUGAAGUGUAUGUUGACGGAUUCAUGUGGACUCGGGGUUGUCAUCACUACUCCUGUGCUUCAGGCUCUGUGACGACCACUGUCCAGGAGACGUGUUGUGAGGUACUUGGUGAGGUAUAUACCAAUGGGCAGAACUGGAAACAAGGUUGCCACAAUUAUACUUGCAAUUUUGGGAUGCCAGAAUCCAAUGUUGUGCUGGACACAUGUUGUGAAGUGUUUGGUGAGGUGUUUCCUGAUGGACACACACAGAUUAUAAAUUGCCACAACUAUACUUGUAAUUCUGGUUCAUUGGAUAUUGUUAGCAUAGUGGACACGUGUUGUGAGGUAUACUCUAAUAACCACACAUGGACUCAAGGUUGCCAUAACUAUACAUGCAAGUAUGGCUUAUCAGAAGCUGUUGGUGUAUUACACACAUGUUGUGAGGUACUUGGUGAGGUUUACCCUGAUGGACACACUUGGACUCAAAGUUGUCAUAUCUACACCUGCAAAAAGGGUUUCUUGGAGACUCUUGGUGUAUUAGAUUCAUGUUGUGAUGUGCUUAGUGAGAUGUACCCUGACAGUCACACCUGGACUCAAGGCUGUCAUAAGUAUGUGUGUAAAAAUGGCUUAGCAGAAGCAGUAGGUGUAAUUAACACAUGUUGUGAAGUGCUUGGUGAAACUUAUCAUGAUGGACAUGCAUGGAUCAAAGAUUGCCAAAAUUACUCUUGUAACUCUGGUAUAUUUAAGAAUGUAACUCUUACAAAUUGUCAUGACACUGAUAGAAGAGGACACACAAUUAUUUGGGUUAUGUGCACCAUAACAGUCAUCCUCGUUGUUGCACUAGCCAUCAUUGUUCAGAAUGCCUGGAAGACAGCAUCCAUCAUUGACAGCAUUCGGCUUAAAGAUCUUCGUGAAGACCCACUGUUAAAAUAAUUUGUGGGCUAGGUAAGUGACCAGGAGUGGCAGGAAGCAAUACCUUGGGCAGAUGAAGACUACCUUGAUCACAUUCAUGGUUUUGUGUGACACAAUUGCACUACAGUGCUAAUUUAUUUUUUAUUUACUUUGAAGUGACUAGAAGGUAAUAGCAUAAUAUAAUUUCCCAUAGUGGUUUUUAAAAUUAACUUGAGCCAAAGUUGUGUUCCUUUUUAUAUGUAUUAUCAACCAUUUAUUUGGUACUCAAAUAUCUUUCAAUAAAAGAGAAAACACAAUUGCUUGCUUCUUUGGUGAUGUCUUUCAAUAAAACGAAAUAUUUCUUUGGUAAUUUUCCAAUACAAUGGAAAAUAUUUCUUAAAACUUCUUAAUUAUUCUAAAUACUUUUAACUAUAGUAGUUAGUUCUGAUUAAACUUUACUUUGACAAAAAAUAAUGGAUUUUAAAUGGUUUAAGUAAGUGUUUAAGCAGUUUUUGUAAUUUUCAGUGAACAAUGUAAAAAAAAAAAAAAAAAAAAAAAAGGGCACAUUCCAGUUACUAUGCAUUAUUAGUCAGCCACUGUUGGUUAGUGCUACUCAUUGCUUGUGGUCAUUCAGGCAGGCUGUAACAUAAUUAUUAAUUUCUACAUAUUUGACAGGAGGUUGUAACCAUCAGCAAGGAGGAAUAUGCAUAUGCUAAAUGUAAUUCCAGUGCAGAAUUUAUUGUUUUCAUAGGAGUAUCUCCAUGAAGGGACAUCUAACCUGAGUUAGCAAAGAUGAGUCACAAACGAGGGCCACGGGGAAAAUUAUAUAGGUUUCGAUAAGAUUACUUGAAAGCAGUUAUAUAUAUAAUAAUAAAUUUCCAGUUUAUAAGUACAGCUUAAGACAAUGAUGUAGAUUCUGCCAAGAAUAUCAAAUCACUGCUAGACAUGUGAAGCAUUUAUACAAUACAGAAUUCUAGAAAGAUUCCUUGCCUCCUCAAAGUUAAUAGGUUACUAAUUUUUGCUUCUAGAGUACUGAACUGAAUAAUUUUUGACCUUUCGCUUAUGGCACAUGAACCUGCCAGUCGUACUUCCCAGACAUCAGUACUCAUCCACCAGGUAACUAUCAUUUAUGCAGGUUCAGUUUUAUACGAGUACAAUACAUAAUUUUGUUUUAGUUUUGGGAUGUAUGAGUUUACAACUGUACUUUGUAAAUGUGAAUAACUUAGGAAUAUUCAAUAAAAGGAUAUUUUAAGUUUGCAA
This is a messenger RNA of Cherax quadricarinatus, 2578 nucleotides long. RefSeq lists its product as uncharacterized. NCBI's taxonomy places the organism in Eukaryota, Metazoa, Arthropoda, Malacostraca, Decapoda, Parastacidae. The record is from RefSeq and is a predicted model, not a curated record. Gene Ontology annotation, molecular function: protein binding.